Messenger RNA from Botrytis byssoidea, 1899 nucleotides. RefSeq lists its product as uncharacterized. The transcript has a single exon. The record is from RefSeq and is a predicted model, not a curated record. Bases 1 to 1899 code for a protein of 632 amino acids. NCBI's taxonomy places the organism in Eukaryota, Fungi, Ascomycota, Leotiomycetes, Helotiales, Sclerotiniaceae.
AUGGAACCUCAAUCAAGUGGAGUCGCUACCCCCAUAGCUGCAGCUUCAAGCAAUAACAUGAAAAGUGAUAUUCUCAAGAAUACGAACUCGACCGCCAGUCAUCAUGAUCAUCAAAUUGACUCACAUCUCAAGAAUGACCCCGUCGUCAUCAGCAAAAAUGAGCACUUACCAAAAAAUGCUGUCUCCAAUACAAGUCAUGAUUCGCGCUUUGCAAAAUCAAUCGGAAACACUUCUACAGACAAGAUCUCAUCACCAUCCGCUAGUUGUUUAUUCUUCCGCAAGAUCCCCCCAGAGACACGCAACAUGAUCUACAAGCUCUUGCUGGUAAAUCCUAUACUUGGCAAAAGCUGCAGUGUGGCCGAUCGUACUAGUUCGCCCAGAAGUCCUCCACCCAACGGACCAAGCCAGCCACCGCUGAAGUUUGAACUUGAAUCCCAAGUUCUUCGGGUUUGCCGCGUAAUGUACGUAGAAGCAUCGGAAAUCCUUUACGGGUCCAAUACGUUCUACAUCGCUUGCUGUAAAUACGGCUACUCAACAGAUUGUCAUCCAAGCCGCUCUGCAUUCAACAAAGGCAUCGAAAUGACACCCAUUACAAGGCAUUUUAACAGAUCAGGCCACGGUCAACUUUUUCUAUAUGAUCAUCCAGCAGUGGCAAAGGUUCAACGCUGGAAAGUUAUUGUCAGUUCAUUUAUGGAUUCAUAUUCAAUGGGAAGUUGUCAUGAAAUGAGGGUUUGGUCGAUAGGAAACUUUUGCCAAGCCAUCACUCAGUCCCCAUCCAUAUCUCUCGAGAUUGCACUAGCACCGAUUGGUUUGGAGAAGUCUGAUGAAUCACAUUGGGUUCGAGACGAUAUCAACUAUCAAGAAAUAAAGGAUAUGCUCAAUCCUCUACGAAUGCUACGAGGAGUCAAAAAGCUUCGAUUUCGAGAUGCAAGUUAUGACGAAUUACCAGAUGUCUACCCUUUCAAUGAAUUCUGGGGUAAGGAUUGUCGAUCGAUCAUCCCUUCCUCCAGUUUAAGAAAAGAACUCAGAUCAAUCGCAAUGGGCAACUCCGUGGUAGAGCUCUCUUACGGGAUGUAUCUUCGGCUCGUGCGUUAUGCACAGGCGUUUGAGGCAAUUGAUACUUUCAGGUCUGAAAUGCGUUACUCAUCUACUGGCAGUAUAGGCAUACAUUUGAUGCACUUCGGAUUGUGCCCUGGCAGCGAUCGUUGGAUGCACAGGCCCCACGAUCCAACUAUUCAAAACUCGCACCCCGUCGAAAGCGGUCUUUUAAAUGCGAGGAAUCUCUCAUUCUCAGAAUACAAUCCAAGAGCAUUCAAACUACAACGAGCCAGCAUCGUACAAUAUCUAGAACCACAAUAUCAAAGGGCAAAAUUGGCAUGUUUCAAUAUUACGGAGUUCAUCAAGUCCCAGAAGAGAAAGGACAGAAUGCUUUCGCCCAGAAUGACUCGCGAAUGGCACGCUCCCCUGGUUGCAGCAGAGGCUAUUCUACUACUGGAAAGAUAUCACCAAGCUCUUCAAAGAGAUUUUCCUUAUGCCGACCAAAUCAAAUAUCGAGCCAAUCGUCAAAGAGACACUCCGUUCUAUAACAAUCUCCCCCGAAACGUCCUCAUGAGACAGGCUACCGACGCUUUUGAAGGGAAGAAUUGGGCUUUUUUUGUGAGCUGCUUUAAAAGAAUGGUAGAUGAUCUGGAUAGACAAUUCAUGGAAAUGAGAACGGCGAGGAAAACGCUCUUUUCAGACGAUAAAUCAUUGGACAUCGGGUGUGACAUCGAGUUGGAUUCGAAGCUAUGCAUUGAAAUGGUUAACUGGACAAAAGACGAACCAGUAAUUGAGCUAGCGCCUAAAGACCGGUUGUGGAAUAGCUCGCAAGGUGGUUCGAAUAUUAGCUGGUCAGAUUGA